This is a messenger RNA of Eutrema salsugineum, 2455 nucleotides long. Its product is annotated as probable inactive lysine-specific demethylase JMJ19. The coding region runs from base 170 to 2290 and encodes 706 amino acids. Gene Ontology annotation, cellular component: nucleus. Lineage: Eukaryota; Viridiplantae; Streptophyta; Magnoliopsida; Brassicales; Brassicaceae. Gene Ontology annotation, biological process: chromatin remodeling. The transcript has 8 exons. The record is from RefSeq and is a predicted model, not a curated record. Gene Ontology annotation, molecular function: histone H3K4me/H3K4me2/H3K4me3 demethylase activity.
UAAAAAAGGACAAACCCCAAUAUAUAUCAGUUCUCAAUUAACAAAAUCCAGAGGCAAUUGCUUCGGUAAUGUCUGGAAGUUUUCGGAUCUCAGUUCGCCUGGGACGUUGCAGCUUUCUUGACCUAUUCUGAGAUUCAGUUUAUUUCCUCUUCCGGAAAAUAAUCUGUUAAUGGGCAUUGAAGGUGGGCACACAUAUUCAAAAUCUGGAAAUAUGGACAAAUUGUCAACUCCACCAGGUUUUGUUUCUCAAACAUCGUUUGUGCUGAGGAAUGUACACCGAGACAGAGAAAGUUCCAGGUCGGUGCUGGGACAAGACCAGAUAACUGGAUUCGGCACAGAUGAUGCAGAUAGUUUCAAGAUGUUUCUUACAAACCGACCGUGGAUAUUGCACAAUCACACAACUCCCAGCUCAGAGGCCUUAAAGCCAAUGAAAUCUGAGGUACGGGCAAGACGGGUACCGAAAGUCUCCAAGAACGUAGUCCUUGAGGAAGCUCCGGUGUUUAACCCAACCGAGGAGGAAUUCAGUGACACCUUGUCAUAUAUUGCAAGCUUGCGGGACAAAGCUGAGCCUUAUGGGAUCUGUUGUGUUGUUCCUCCUCCUUCAUGGAAACCUCCAUGUCUUCUCGAGGAGAAAAAAAUAUGGGAGGCUUCCAAAUUUGUCACUCAAGUUCAGCUCGUUGAUGGAUUUCAUAUCGAGGACCCAAAUAUUAAAAAGGAGGCUGAUGCGGAUAGUGAUGAUGAUACAUCUGAGACGAUCAAGUUUUAUAGAAUGGAGCGCGGUUUUAUGCAUACUUUGGAGAGCUUUAAAAACUUUGCAGAUUCACGCAAGAAGGAGCAUUUUAGCCUAAAGGAUGAGGUUUUGAGUUCCAAGGAUUCAUCUCCAUCACUAAAACCAGAGCCAACCACCGAAGACAUUGAAAAAGAGUAUAGACAACUUGUUGAGAAUCCACUUGUUGAAAUUGGGGUGCUUUAUGGCAAUGAUCUAGACACCACAAAGUUUGGCAGUGGAUUUCCCUUAUCUGGACCAUCCGAAUCUUGCAACUACAAAACAUCAGGAUGGAAUCUGAACAAUACAGCUAAGCUUCCUGGCUCUCUUCUUUCUUUUGAAGACUGCGAAUCAAUUUGUGUCCCUCGCCUAAGUGUAGGAAUGUGCUUCUCUUCGCAGUUGUGGAAAUCUGAGAAGGAGAGACUUUACUCGCUCUGCUAUAUGCAUAUGGGUGCUCCUAGAGUUUGGUAUUCGGUUGCAGGAUGUCAUCGUUCUAAGUUUAUGUCUACCAUGAAGAGCUUAUUCCCUGAGAUGUCAGGAGAACAGUCAAAGGUGAUGAUAAUGUCUCCAUAUGCGUUGAGCAUGGAGGGUAUACCAGUGACCCGGUGUGUCCAGAACCCUGGCCAGUAUGUUAUUACAUUUCCAGGGUCGCAUUACUCUACCGUUGACUGUGGCUUUAACUGUUUGGAGAAAGUAAAUUUUGCUCCCCUUGAUUGGUUGCCCCAUGGGGAUGUUUCUGCUCAGCAGAAUCAAGAUAAGAGUAGAAAAUCUUUAAUAUCGUAUGAUAAGCUGUUAUUAGGAGCUGCAAGGGAAGCCGUGAAAUCCCUCAAGGAAUAUUUAUUGUCCAAGAAAAAGACAGCAGACAAUAUGAGAUGGUAUAAUUCUUGUGGUAAGGAGGGGAUAUUUUCCGACAUGGUUAAGUCACGGGUCAAGCAGGAGAAACGCAGACGUGAGUUCCUUGGUAAUUCACUAAAAUCGCAAAGGAUGGACAAGAGUUAUGAUGAUGUUAGCAAGAGGGAAUGCUGUAUAUGUAUUGCUCAUCUGUAUCUUUCCGCUGUUCAAUGUUCAUGUUCUGCGGAUCGAUACUCGUGUCUGAGCCACGUAAAGAAACUCUGUGCCUGUCCGUGGGACAGUAAGAGUUUACUUUACAGGUACACAACCGACGAGUUGGAUAUUCUUGUAGAGGCGUUGGAACAACAUAAACUCAGCGCUAUGUUCAGAUGGGGAAACGUUGAUCGCAACUACUGUGCUUCUAGGGGCAUCACAAGCUCACAACCCGGAGAUGCAGGCAAGAAAACAGAUGAGGAUAUGCCUUGUAACAACAACAACAACUCAGGGAAAGAUGUUGAAGGUGGAACUAAGGAGCAGAUGAAGCCAAGAAAGGCGAGACUGAUCAUGGAGAUAAUGAACGCUAAAGAAGGAAAUGAUGAUGAAAAGGGGCCUGUGAAGCCUUGUUCUAAGAAAUCAACCAGGCCAUGCGAUUCUUCUGCUGUCCACACGGCAAAGAAACAGAAGCAGGGAUGAAGAAAAGCAGACUCACGUUAUAAUAUAAGAAACAUGCCCCAGGGCCUCAAAUUUUGAGAAAAUCUUAGAACCUUUUCUUUGCAAGAUUUAUACAUAUAUAUAUUUAAAAAAAAUAUAUGUAGACAAAAAUAGAAUAAAUAAAUAAAUCAUUUUAUGUGUUUAAGA